AUGUCCCGACAAAGCGUAGCGGCGCGCAACCUCUCCCUCACAGAAGAGCUUGAGAGACUCGAACAGUCCAUCACCCUCACCCUACAAGAAAUCGACCACAACUUCAGCAAGUCGCAUCGCAUAGUAACAACGAGUAUUCUGCCUCUAGUAGAGCAGUAUGGAGAGCACUCUCGUGCUGUAUGGGAAGCUUCCAAGUUCUGGAAGCAAUUCUUCGAGGCCUCGGCCAAUGUGUCCCUCUCCGGCUACGAGGAGCUUGCCAACGAUGACGAAAGCGAAAACGUAGAAGAGAGCACGGCUAUGAGGGAAGAUAUAACUGCGGAAUACACACAGCACAACGAAGAUGUCACCACCGCCACAGGUGUUGAGCAAUCUGACUUCCAAGCCGAUGAAUCCCUCCUCGACGAUGCGGAGCUCACGGGUAGUACCCCUCGGCCCGGAAAGACAAAGACUCGAUUCUCCGAUCUGGAAUCUCCAUACGAAGUAAUGAAGCGCGAGAUGCAAGGUGAAGAGGACGAUGGCAACCAUACCACGGUUCUUGACGACAACGAGGAUUCUACUGUCUUGUUCGCGCAGCACACCGCCAGACUUCCCGACAUGUCAAUGACACCACAGAACCAGCGCGACUACACGAUGACUGGAGAGCAGUCAGUUCAACCCCAUCAGGACCCUCUGCUGCACCGCGUGCUGGACAAGAACUAUCGCAUCCAGGCAACCCCUCAUAAGCCCGCUCUUCGUAUCUCGCCGCUCAAGAGCGCCCAACCAAAGAGCGCCAAGAAAAAUGCGCCAGCUUGGAACGACUCGCCCGGUUCGUCCCCUGAGAUGGCGGUUCCGACUCUGCGUAGCGAGGUAUUCAUGUCGCCCUACAAGAGCAACGCACGACAGCGUCUUGCUGCGGCAACGCAAGGUCCUCGAACACCCGGUGUUAGCGUGCAGACGCCAGCGACAGCACGUAAGACAAGGGACGUUUUUGCUGGAGGUAGUGCCAAGGCCAGUGGCAAGGAUAAGUUUGAAAUUGAUUGGGAUAGUGAUGAGGGAGAUGAGGAUAUUGAUCUAUAUGCUGGCAUGAGUCCGCCCAAGACGAUCCAGUUUGCGCUUCCUCCCUCGAAGCUUCUACAAACGCCUGCACGCGAAGCAAGCCAGAGGAUUGUGGGCGAUAUUCUACUCGAUGCUGGAGCGGAUCCAAACUCAUCUGAAUACAGCCCUUCAAUGGUAAAGAUGAACGAGGAUAUCCUAGACGAUAGCUUCUAG
Fusarium sp. VM40 is the source of this 1248-nucleotide messenger RNA. The record is from the annotation of a GenBank genome assembly. NCBI's taxonomy places the organism in Eukaryota, Fungi, Ascomycota, Sordariomycetes, Hypocreales, Nectriaceae.